Prorocentrum cordatum is the source of this 747-nucleotide messenger RNA. The record is from the annotation of a GenBank genome assembly. NCBI's taxonomy places the organism in Eukaryota, Dinophyceae, Prorocentrales, Prorocentraceae.
AUGAGCCUGAUGGCUAAGGUCUUGUUGACAGGCUUCUUAACAGCACGCAGCGCCGAAGUGGGGCCUCAAGAGGCCACACAGAGCUUGACCGAUCUGAGAGCGUAUUUAGCGAAGCAUGGCAAAGAAGGCUUGACAAUGCCAGAUCCUGCAGGCAUGCGCCCUGUGCAUUGGGCAGCAUCCGGGGGCAACAUGCAGGUAAUGCAAGAGCUUGUCAGACAGGGCGCAGACCCCUGGGAUGGCACUGCCACUGCAGAAGAGCGCAACGCGCUGCACAUGGCCUGCAGUUCGGGUCAUGCCGACAUGGUGAAGCAUCUGCUGACGGAGCCAUUGCUGAAAGUGCGCUCCAGAGGCGCAUUCACGAAGAAGCAGGCUGCGGACUCGAGGGAUAAGCGGCAGACGCCCUGCGUGCACCUGGCAGCACUCGCUGGUCACGAGGACGUGUUGACCGUUUUGGCGCAGGCAGGAGCGGAUCUCCAGGCUGAAACAGAGCGUUCGGGUACACCACUGCAUGCUGCUGCGGCGGUUGGCCAGCAGGCGGUUGUUGAGAUUCUUGUGAAGCAGGGGGCAGAUCCCUGCGCCAAGAACGCAAAAGGGAAGACACCAAGGCAGCGCGCAGAGGACGAAGACAUGGACGAGGUGGUUCCCGUGUUGAAGCAAGCGGAGGCGGCCAAGGGAUGCGCACCGGCGAAGAAGGAGAAGAAGGAUACGAAGAAUAAAAUGAAGACGGUCACAAAGAAGGAGUUGUGA